Molecule: messenger RNA, 942 nt
Organism: Auanema sp. JU1783
Lineage: Eukaryota; Metazoa; Nematoda; Chromadorea; Rhabditida; Rhabditidae
Source: the annotation of a GenBank genome assembly
AUGACGGACUGCUGUUGUUUGAGUACUUUGGGUUUCGCUGCUGCGGCUUACUUAGCCUAUAAGCUGUUCAACACUCUUUAUAAUAUUUUCUUCCCCUUCUUCAUUAGUAGUCCAAUUGAUCUCAAGAAGAAGGCUGGUGCCGAUUGGGCCGUUGUUACUGGUGCCACUGAUGGAAUAGGAAAGGCUUAUGCUUUCGCUCUUGCUCGUCGUGGAUUCAACCUUCUGUUAGUUUCUCGUACUCAGCAAAAAUUGGAAGACACCAAGAAAGAAAUUCUUGCCAAAUAUAGCAAUGUUGAGAUCAAAGUGUUCUCUUUUGAUUUCACUGUCGGAUCUUCCGCCGAUUAUGAACCACUCUUCGCUGAGUUGAAUAAGAUUAAGAUCGGAGUCCUUGUUAACAACGUAGGAAUGAGUUACGAAUACCCUGAGGUUCUCCAUAAGGUUGAUGGAGGAAUCAAGACCAUCGGAAACAUUACCACCAUCAAUACCUUGCCACCAACCCUCCUAUGUGCCUCAGUUCUUCCUAAUAUGGUCGAGAGAAACUCGGGAGUUGUCAUCAAUAUCUCCUCUGGAGCUUCAUACCAAUUGAUGUCUCUUUGGGCUGUCUAUUCUGCAACCAAGAAAUAUCUUGCCUGGUUCACCGCCAUCCUCAGAAGGGAGUAUGCCGAUACCGGUAUUAUUUUCCAAACUGUCUGCCCCAUGUUGGUCGCUACUAAAAUGAGCAAGGUCAAGAAACAGUCUUUCUUCACCCCAGGAGCUGAUACCUUCGCUGAGUCUGCAUUGAGAUCAGUUGGAAUCGUUCAGGAUACCACCGGAUUCUUCUCUCAUCAAAUUCAAGCUGAAAUUUUCAACUGGAUCCCAGCUUUCAUUAAGGAACAUUUAGCCGAGAAGUUCAGCAAGGGAACCCGUGCUGCAGCUCUCCGCAAGAAAGCCAAGUCUCAAUAA